Molecule: messenger RNA, 1507 nt
Organism: Dendrobium catenatum
Lineage: Eukaryota; Viridiplantae; Streptophyta; Magnoliopsida; Asparagales; Orchidaceae
Product: sugar transporter ERD6-like 16
Biological process (GO): carbohydrate transport; transmembrane transport
Cellular component (GO): membrane
Molecular function (GO): sugar transmembrane transporter activity
Source: RefSeq, a predicted model, not a curated record
CUCCAUGAAAAGCAAGGUAGCUGUAGGGAGUGGCAAAUGGGUAAAUUCUGCUGCCGAGCCUCUUCUUCUUCAAAACGGUGGCGGCGCCGGCGACCUGCCGUUGGCUGAGGCCAAGGAGUCACUUCUGAUGGUUUAUCUCAGCACAGCUAUCGCCGUCUCCGGCUCCUUUGAGUUCGGAUCAUGUUUGGUGCCAUGAUUGGUGCUAUUACAAGUGGACGUAUUGCUGAUUUUUUCGGCCGAAAAGGAGCAAUGAGAAUCUCAGCUGCUUUCUGCAUCAUAGGGUGGCUUUCUGUUCUCCUCGCCAAGAAUGCUUUGAUGCUCUACUUUGGGAGAUUUGCUUCAGGCUAUGGAAUUGGAGUCCUCUCUUAUGUGGUGCCAGUGUUCAUUGCUGAAAUAGCACCAAAGAAUUUAAGGGGAGGCCUCACUACCCUUAACCAGUUAUUGAUCUGUGUUGGAGGUUCAGCUGCUUUCAUACUUGGUGCAUUUGUCACUUGGCGCAAGUUGGUAUUACUAGGACUGGUUCCUUGCCUUGUUCUCAUUUUCGGCCUCUGCUGGGUUCCAGAAUCACCAAGAUGGCUGGCAAAGGUUGGGCGACACAUAGAGUUCAAUAUUUCCUUACAGAAGCUGCAUGGAAAGGAAGCUGACAUCUCCCAAGAAGCAGCAGAAAUUCUUGAAUACAUUGAAACACUUGAGAAACUUCCCAAGGCAAGAGUUUUAGAUCUAUUUCAGAGGCGAUAUAUCCGUUCUGUCAUUGUUGGAGUAGGCCUUAUGGUAUUUCAGCAAAUUGGAGGGAUUAAUGGAAUUGGGUUCUAUGCAAGUGAAACAUUUGUAGCAGCAGGAUUCUCUUCAGGCAAACUUGGAACAAUUCUGUGUGGUUUCAUUCAGUUACCAAUAACAGUUCUGGGUGCAUUUCUCAUGGAUAGAAGUGGAAGAAGAGCUCUUCUGAUAGUUUCUGCAUCAGGAACAUGCUUUGGCACUUUCAUGGCCGGAGCUUCAUUCUUUUUAAAGGGCCAAGGAAUACUCUUACAAUGGGUUCCUAUGUUAGCACUUAUUGGCAUACUGGUAUAUAUUUCAGCAUUUUCAAUUGGCAUGGGAGCAGUUCCUUGGGUCAUCAUGUCGGAGAUAUUUCCAAUUAACAUUAAAGCAACAGGUGGAAGCUUAGUAACUUUAGUUAACUGGUUUGGCUCCUGGUUAGUCUCCUACUCCUUCAAUUUUCUAAUGGACUGGAGUCGUGCAGGUACCUUUUUCAUCUACGCAGCAGCCAAUGCAGCAACAGUUUUGUUUGUAGCUAUGAUAGUGCCAGAAACCAAGGGAAAAACCUUGGAAGAAAUUAAUGAAUCCAUGAAUUCUAGAAAAUAACAGGUUGAGGGAAAUCUAUUGAGCAAGGGGAAAUUGACUAUGUCAUUUAUCUAAACAAUUUUUCAAGUAUUCAUGUUUUACUUCUCUUUUUACAAUUUCUAUCAUUUAUAUUAGUAUUGCUUCAAUGAAAACUAGCUUUGAUUUUCGC